AUGCAAGAUCUUAAAUCUCGUCGUCCGUUACCUCUAAAAAGCGACUAUUCCGGAUUGGUGCCUACGUUACUAGAAAAUUUUAGUAACCUUAAAGACUCAGGAAAGCAAAUAGAUACUCAGAUAGCGCUUGAUGGUACCGUUUCAGGAAUAUAUAUCCACGCUUCCAUCGGAAAUUACAACCAACGAGAAAUAAACACUUUUUACCAGUCUAUGCUUCAACAAGAAAUUGCUGAGAUGGAGGUUAUCAAAUUAAAGGAAAAAUACAAUAAGUCCUUCUGUAGCAUGAGAGCUUUUAAAGAAUCAGUAAUGUACAAUAUAUGCAAAAUAAAUUCAAGGCUCAGACAAAUAGUGUCCGAAUUUAAUUAUUUUUCUGAUGAAAAAAUUCAGAUGGAUAUUGUUGAUCCUCAGUGGGCAAUGAUUGAGAAUGUAGAAACUUCUAUACUUAAAGUAGCCGAUGAAGAAAUUCCUGUUCGGCCGUUUAUUCCACCAAGCGAACAAGCUAUUUUGGAUGCUAAAAAUUCUGAAGAAGAAAAAAAUAAAAUAUUGCAUUUAGCAGAGGACUUCCGGGAUACGGCUUUAACGAAUAUGAUGAAUGGUGUUUUAGAAGUUAAAUGGGAGGACGAGCUUAAAAAAAAUGUGCCUAAACCUGAAUGCAUGUUACAGAAGAAAACAGAAUUCUACAAUAAAGAAGAUGUACGUGCAAUAGGCAAUUAUGAAAAAAAAACUCAACAACUUCAAAGCGAUCGCCACAAAUACAAAAGUCUUUUGCAAGAUGAGUUUCAAAAAUUAUCGGUCAACUUAAGAGAUUCAAUAAAAACUUUUAAUCGAAAACUAUCUGAGAGCAACAACUUAAAGUUUCACGUCGAUUCAGGAAUGAAUCAGCAAAAUUUGAUCGUGAACAGGCAAAUUAUAAAACAGAAACAACGGAUUGAAAUCAGCCAAAUGGAGCAAGACAUAAUCCAAAAAAUUAAGCUUCAUGAAGGGCGAGUAGAAGAAAACCAAGCGUAUGCAAUUCUAAUUUAUGAAGCACUGCAAGAAUGUAAAAUAAAUAUGCAGUCGAUGGCAACCAAAGAAAAACAACUGGAGAAGGCUUAUAGAAAAGAUUUUCAAGAUCUGCCGCCAAUUAUACAGGAACAAGCAUUCAAACUCUAUAAAAAAAGGCCAAAAAUAAACUUCCGCAUAAUAUCACCAGCAACUUUACUUAGUGAAUUGGCCAAAGCUGUCCUGACAAUUGAAAUGACUUUUGCGAUGACGCAAGAAUGUGUGGAAUACAUGAAAGCUCUAGAGCAGUUAGAUGCAUACGUUGGAGUACCAACUACGAUUGACGAAAAUAUUUGGAAUUUAAUUUGUAAACAUAGAAGGCAUCGAAUUGAAUAUGAAAUCAGAGUAAGUUAA
This is a messenger RNA of Ceutorhynchus assimilis (cabbage seed weevil), 1395 nucleotides long. Lineage: Eukaryota; Metazoa; Arthropoda; Insecta; Coleoptera; Curculionidae. The record is from the annotation of a GenBank genome assembly.